Molecule: messenger RNA, 768 nt
Organism: Caenorhabditis remanei
Lineage: Eukaryota; Metazoa; Nematoda; Chromadorea; Rhabditida; Rhabditidae
Exons: 1
Coding region: 1-768 (255 amino acids)
Source: RefSeq, a predicted model, not a curated record
AUGUCUAAAAAUUAUACGGAAUUUGUAUUUGUAUUGGUCGACGGAAAGGCAGUUGUAUGGCGCAUUUUAGGGCUUUCGACGACUGAAUUGAUUCACAGAAUUCUGGAUGUUACCAAUUGUGAAUUAAUCCCAGAAGUGCAGUUCUGGGAAACAGAAUCAUUCGAUGCACUUCCGAUUCUUGCGACACUUCCACAUAUCGAACAAAUCUAUAUCUCGCGUGACUGUAACGAAGUUUUUGUUCACAAAAUGUUGGAAAUGCUCUCGAAAGUGACCUCUAAUAUUGAUAUGUAUCAAGACAGGUUCGCAAACCUUGAACAAUUUCAAAAAGUUCUCAUGCUGAACAUGAAUAGCAUCACAAUCAAUGUGAUGACUGCCCGGGACCCAACCCGUUUUCGACUAUCUCUAGAUGCCCUUCUUAUUUCCAAUGCUGUACAUCUACAUCUCUUUGAAGUCAUGAUAAGUGUGAAAAAUCUCAACCGUUUUUUUAAGCUGUGGAUAAGGAACAAGUCGAAUCCCCGACUGGAACAUUUCAUACUCAUUACUUCGGAAGAGGUGAGUCGAGAUGUCCUCCUGAAGGGACUCAAUGCUAUCGAGAUGCCUCAAAGUACAACGAGAACAUUCCGAGUCACGGACCAUGCUAAUUCUCGGUGCCGAGAAAAAGUUGUGACUGGAGGGUUGGAUGUAAUGAGAUCGGAUGGGACACGAGCAACUUUGGAAAUUAAAGCGAUGCCUGGAAUAAGUGUUGUUGAGUUUUAUGUUUGGAUGUGA